Messenger RNA from Neltuma alba, 519 nucleotides. Its product is annotated as early nodulin-11-like. The transcript has a single exon. The coding region runs from base 1 to 519 and encodes 172 amino acids. The record is from RefSeq and is a predicted model, not a curated record. Lineage: Eukaryota; Viridiplantae; Streptophyta; Magnoliopsida; Fabales; Fabaceae.
AUGUCCUCUAAACACUUUUUAGUGUUUGUUCUUGGAGUGGUGUUUCUCAUCACUUCUAGCUUUGCAGAUUACCAUAAGCCUCUAGUUGAGAAAUCACUACCUGAAAAUAUACCAUAUUUUAGGGCUUCAUCAACUGGUAAGCCCCUUAUUAUAAAUGAUCACAUUAAUGUCAAAAGGCCACUUGUUUAUCAGCCUUUAGCUUGGACACCAAUCCCAAGGCCGCUUCCGGACACUAAUCCACCUAAACCGAAACCUCCGAUCCAUAUUCCGCCUGAUCAAAAACCUCCAUUUCCAAGGCCACCAAGGCCAUCUGCUCUGAAGCUAUUUGCUCCUUUUGAGGCUUCACCCACAGGUCGAACUCUUAUAAACGAUCGCCUUAAUGCUAAAAAGCCACUUGUUUUCCAGCCUUCAGCUAAGAGUCCGAUGCCGAGGCCGAAGCCGCCGAAGCCGAUCAAUAUUCCACCUCACCAGAGACCUCCAUAUCCAAGGCCAUCAAAGCCAUCUCCUCUGAAGCCAUAA